AUGGCUAGAUUAAGGGUCUUUGAGCAAAAGAAAUUCAAUCUAAGCCGGGCGCUGACGAUAAGGCUUCUGCUUUCCUGUAUAGGAAGCGCAUCCCAUGUUAUUAAGUCAGCAAACAUUGGUUACUAUGCCUUUGAAGUUUUUCUGGGUGUGGCCCAGGCUGCCUCAUUGGCAGCCGUCUGCAUGUGCGAACUGGCAUACUAUUUUUCAAGCGUGGUAACCGGGGCUCAUGGCAAAAGAGAUCCUCCUGCAGGCAAGCUCAAGUUUCCUCCAUAA
This is a messenger RNA of Protopolystoma xenopodis, 273 nucleotides long. NCBI's taxonomy places the organism in Eukaryota, Metazoa, Platyhelminthes, Monogenea, Polystomatidea, Polystomatidae. The record is from the annotation of a GenBank genome assembly.